Molecule: messenger RNA, 687 nt
Organism: Closterium sp. Naga37s-1
Lineage: Eukaryota; Viridiplantae; Streptophyta; Zygnematophyceae; Desmidiales; Closteriaceae
Source: the annotation of a GenBank genome assembly
AUGGCGGAUCUUCAGCGGGAAGUGUCGAGGGCGGUUCGGGAGGAGAGGGCGGCGCAGAGCCAGAGCAGUUCGCUGCGCGCCUUGCCAGCCCGCGAGGCUCCCCGUCCGGCUGCGCUCCCCCCAAACCCGCAGCCUGUUGCUGCGCCUCCCCCCCAGAUCCAGGCGCUGCCAGCUCCUUCUCCCGCUGUAUCGGCGCCUGCUCCCGGCUCUCGUCUCCAUCUGCCACCGGUUCCGCCUGUUGCGGGAGUGGAAUUUGUGGCCGCAGGUGGCGGCUCGUUGGCGGCUCCGUUCGCUCUCCCUGCUGAUGCUGAUGAGCCGCUCCAGUUCCUGGCGGAGGCACUCCAGCCUCCGCAGACCCGUGUUCCCGAGGCGACUCUCGGACAGCUACACCGCCUCGCUGACAGUCUCCACGCUCUGCUGCUGAUUCAGGUGCUGGCCCACUCGUCUCUCCCUAUGAUCCCUCCUGAGACCUUCCGUGGCCGCCAGCGUGACUCGUGCCUAGACGCGGCGGACCAGCUCGCGGUGCUGCUGGCGCCCGUGCUGGCUGCGCCCGUGGAGGGUGGCGCUGCUGCUGCGGGACAGCUUGACGAAGCCGUCCGGGGCUUGAGGCGGCACUUGCGUGCAGGAUCUGGAGCCGCGGCGAUCGGCGCAAGCACGCUUGUGGUCCGGGAGCUGACAAGGUCCUAG